This is a messenger RNA of Eublepharis macularius, 2917 nucleotides long. Its product is annotated as zinc finger protein 420-like. The coding region runs from base 1 to 2607 and encodes 868 amino acids. The record is from RefSeq and is a predicted model, not a curated record. The transcript has 6 exons. Gene Ontology annotation, molecular function: RNA polymerase II cis-regulatory region sequence-specific DNA binding; DNA-binding transcription factor activity. Gene Ontology annotation, biological process: regulation of transcription by RNA polymerase II. Lineage: Eukaryota; Metazoa; Chordata; Lepidosauria; Squamata; Eublepharidae.
AUGGAGAGCUGGGUCAGGGAAUGCAGGCCAGAGACCAGUUGCCAGGCAGUGGCCCUGGCAGAAGGGUUCCUCCUGAGCCAAGCAGAGGACAAGAAUCCAGACCAGGAGGUGCAGGAAAACAUCGAGUGUUACCCGGGAGCAGCUUUUCUGGGUGAGGCCUUGAAACCAACAAUAAAUUCUUUGCCAACUCUUUGCAGCAGAAAUAAAGCAACUUCCACGUGGUCAGAGCAGGGUCCGGUGACCUUCGAGGACGUGUCUGUUCAUUUCACCAAGGAGGAGUGGGCUCUACUGGAUGCGGAAAAAAGAAGCCUUUACAAGGAAGUCAUGGAGGAGAAUUUUCAGAAUGUGGCCUCUCUGGGACUUCUGGUUCCCAAACCUGAGAGUAUUUCCAUCAUUCAAGGAAAUGGACAUCCAUUUUUCCAGGACCCAGAAGAAAGAGAGAGAUCAGCAGGUACGAACCUCUUUGUACGGACCAUUUUCUGGUGUAUCCGGAUAGGACCUCCUUGGCUAGCCUUCAUUCACUGGAGAAGAGAGCGAUUUUUGAAGAGGAAACAGUCAAAAAUAGAUAGGAAAGAUUUCUCAAACAGUCUAACGAGUCUCCUCUUUAUUCCAGAGAUUGAGGGUACCCAAAGAAAGCCUCAGGAAGAACUGGAAGAACUCCCAUUGGAAGGAGAACAGAAGAGAAGCAGCAUUGGGACAAAAGGGGAGGAAUCAUCUCAUCAACAAAUUCAUACAGGAGAGAAACCACAUAAAUGUGAGCUCUGUGGGAAGAGCUUUGUUCAGAACGGAAACCUUACUGUCCAUCAACGAAUCCACAUACUGGAGAAACCCUAUAAUUGCGCCGAGUGUGGAAAGAGCUUUUUUCAGAAUGAAGAAUUUACUAUCCAUCAACGAAUACAUACAAGGGUGAAACCGUAUAAAUGCAUGGAAUGUGGGAAGAGCUUUGUUCGGAAUACACAUCUUACUGUCCAUCGACGAAUCCACACAGGGGAGAAGCCAUAUAAAUGUGUAGAGUGUGGGAAGAGCUUUGCUCACAGUGCACGUCUUACUAUCCAUCGACGAAGUCACACAGGGGAGAAACCAUAUAAAUGUGUGGAAUGCGGGAAGAACUUUGCUGACAGUUCAUAUCUUACUGAACAUCAAAGAAUCCACACAGGGGAGAAACCAUAUAAAUGUGUGGAGUGCGGGAAGAGUUUUGCUGACAGUUCAUAUCUUAAUGUCCAUCGACGAAUCCACACAGGGGAGAAACCAUAUAAAUGCAUGGAGUGUGGGAAGAGCUUUACACGGAGUACACAUCUUACUCUCCAUCAACGAAUACACACAGGUGAGAAGCCAUAUAAAUGUGUGGAGUGUGGGAAGAGCUUUGCUGACAAGUCACAUUUUAAUGUCCAUCGACGAAUACACACAGGGGAGAGACCAUAUAAAUGUGUGGAGUGUGGAAAGACCUUUGCUCAUAAUCCAGAGCUUACUGUCCACCACCGAAUCCAUACAGGGGAGAAACCAUUUGAAUGUUUUGAGUGUGGGAAGAGCUUUGUUCACAGUCCACAGCUUACUGUUCAUCAACGAAUACACACAGGGGAGAAACCAUAUAAAUGCAUGGAGUGUGGGAAGAGCUUUGCUCGGAGGGCUCUACUUACUGUUCAUCGACAAAUCCACACAGGGGAGAAACCAUACAAAUGUAUGGACUGUGGGAAGACAUUUGCUCGAAAUUCAAGGCUUACUGUACAUCAAAGAAUCCACACAGGGGAGAAGCCGUAUAAAUGUGUAGAGUGUGGGAAGAGCUUUUCUGACAAUUCAUAUCUUAUGGACCAUCAACGAACUCACACAGGGGAGAAACCAUAUAAAUGCAUGGAGUGUGGGAAGAGCUUUACUCAAAGGGCUCACCGUUCUGUCCAUCGACGAAUCCACAGAGGAGAGAAACCAUAUAAAUACAGGGAGAGUGGGAAGACCUUUGCUAAGAGUACACAUCUAAGGGACCAUCUACGAAUCCAGACAGCGGAGAAACCAUAUAAAUGUGUGGAGUGUGGGAAGAUGUUUGCUCAGAGUACAGCACUUAACGUCCAUCAACGAAUGCACACAGGGGAGAAACCAUAUCACUGUGUGGAGUGUGGGAAGAGCUUUGCUCGGAAGCCACAUCUUAUUGUCCAUCGACGAAGUCACACAGGGGAGAAACCAUAUAAAUGUGUGGAGUGUGGGAAGAGCUUUCCUCAGAUAGCCCACCUUAUUGUCCAUCGCCGAAUCCACACCGGCGAGAGACCAUAUCACUGUGUGGAUUGUGGGAAGAGCUUUCUUCAGAUGGCCCACCUUACUUCCCAUCGACGAAGCCACACAGGGGAGAAACCAUAUAAAUGCAUGGAGUGUGGAAAGGCAUAUGCUUGGAGUACAGAGCUUACUAUCCAUAAACGUAUCCAUACAGGGGAGAGACCAUAUAAAUGCAUCGAGUGUGGGAAGACCUAUACACGGAAAAAACAUCUUACUGCCCAUCGACGAAUCCACACAGGGGAGAAGCCAUAUAAACGUAUUGAGAAUGGAAGACCUUUACUCUCAGUACACAGCUUACUGAUCAUCGAUGAAUCUGGACAGGAGAAACCAUAUAAAUGUGUGUAGUGUGAAAAGACGUUUUCUCAGAGAUCAGGCCUUAUUGUGCAUCCGCGAAUCCAUUCAGCAGAGAAACCAUAUAAAUGGUUAGAGUCUGGAAGAAAGUUGUGUUUGAAAAAAUCAUCUUUUCGGUCAUCCGGGGAAAUGGCAACCUGAACAGGACCAUUUUUAAAACAGUCCGUACUUAUCUUGUUGUAGAUGUAUUUAUGCCAGUUCAGAAGAAAUGUAUUUUUCUAUCCAUACACCUCUCCUUAUGAGGGAGACCUGAUAGGUGAAUCCAUGGAAUGCUUGCCUGAUUUAUUCAGACCCCACCUGGGUU